AUGAGCAAAUCAGGAGACGAUAUGUCGAUCACUAGAUCACGAAACCAUGAUUGCUAUGAGCACUAUGAGUUGAAAAAGUAUAAAAAGUUCUUCAACUGCGACGGCUGCAAGAUGAAAGGGUUCGGAGAAAGGUACACGUGCAAUCCUUGUGGUCGCGAACUACACAAAGAGUGUAGGCACCCCCAACCUGAAGUUUCCCACGAGAAUUUUGCUGGUUCCGUCUUCAUAUUUCGCAAUGAACCAUUCACUAAACCGAAUAAAAAGAAUGGCAAAGACUUUUCGAAGUGCUGCGAUGCAUGUGGAAAGGACAUUUGCGGUUUUAACUACCACUGUGAAGCAGACAACAAGGAUUUACACCCAUGUUGUCGAAAACUUGAAAAGAAACUAGUGAUUGAUGGUACGAUAUUUAAUCUUGAGACAAAGGUUUCAUCAAAAUGCGGCACGAAACCUAAUCCUUGGAGACGACCAGAACCAGAAAGAACGCUGCAGUCAUUUGAUGAAGGGUACUCACACCUUUUUGGAAAUGAUAAUCUUAUGGUCAUCAAAGAUGGAAAAUCCGUUCACAUCUCUUUAGAUGAAAGAACAUGUUUUGAAUUUGUUUCGCAAGACCUUUACCUUCGUGGGUUUUUCAAUGCUUCUAUUAAACUACCUAUGGAUUACACAUUUGCACUGCUAGUGUUGUCGACGUGUCGUUGCAUUUUAUAUCUCUUUGAAUUUUCUGUUGCUGAAAACUCAAAACUCUUGCUGAAAUCUGGGAAAAAUUCUUUAUGGUGA
This is a messenger RNA of Fraxinus pennsylvanica, 774 nucleotides long. The record is from the annotation of a GenBank genome assembly. NCBI's taxonomy places the organism in Eukaryota, Viridiplantae, Streptophyta, Magnoliopsida, Lamiales, Oleaceae.